Molecule: messenger RNA, 558 nt
Organism: Styela clava
Lineage: Eukaryota; Metazoa; Chordata; Ascidiacea; Stolidobranchia; Styelidae
Source: RefSeq, a predicted model, not a curated record
AUGAAGCACCAGGAGAAAAUGCCAUACACUCGCGCAUUUAUUCAAGAAAUAUUUCGGUAUCGACCAACAUUACCGCUUGCUAUUGCCCACGAAACCACAUCUGAAAUCCGCAUCGGAAAUUUCAAGAUACCAAAAAAUACGAUGAUUACACCAAACAUUUGGGCGGCUCAUCGUGAUCCAAAGACAUUCGAAAACCCAAACAAGUUUCGACCUGAAAGAUUCAUCGAUGAAAAUGGCGGUUUUAUUCCUUGUGAUGAUGUGAUUCCGUUUUCUAUUGGAAAUCGUCAUUGCAUUGGAGAACACAUUGCAAGGAUGGAAGUGUUUUUAUUCUUCACAACUUUGCUCCAAAGGUUUAAGAUCAGUGCAAGUAAAGACAAACCAUUACCGUCAUUUGAUGAAGGAGUUUUUUCGAUUGGCUACAGUCCAAAGAAAUUUGAUAUAUGGUAUUUUGCUUCUCACAUUCCAAAUCCGAUUAUGCCCAACAAUUCAAAAACAGCCUGUGAAAUGAUCUCAUCAAGAAAUGGAGCUGGAAAGAAUGGAGAGUUUCUUGUAAAGUGA